Polypterus senegalus (gray bichir) is the source of this 5141-nucleotide messenger RNA. RefSeq names its product estrogen receptor 1 (gene esr1). Bases 135 to 1394 code for a protein of 419 amino acids. The transcript is spliced from 8 exons. Gene Ontology annotation, cellular component: nucleus. Gene Ontology annotation, biological process: steroid hormone receptor signaling pathway; regulation of DNA-templated transcription. NCBI's taxonomy places the organism in Eukaryota, Metazoa, Chordata, Cladistia, Polypteriformes, Polypteridae. The record is from RefSeq and is a predicted model, not a curated record. Gene Ontology annotation, molecular function: steroid binding; sequence-specific DNA binding; zinc ion binding.
UAAAGGUUUUCUAGUUCCACCAUCACAGCCUCUAGAUGCAAUGGUUUCAUGCACAAGUAUGCUUUAGUUUCUAUGUAUUGAAUCUGAAGCAGUGAAAGCCAGGGAACUGCUGCUAACAGCACUAAAGACCACAUAUGGGAAGCAGAUACCAGGGCCCCCAGGAGAAAAAUGUUUCAUCAGCAGCGCUGUCCGAGACUAGCAAGGAGACACGGUACUGCGCUGUGUGUAGUGACUAUGCUUCUGGCUACCAUUAUGGAGUCUGGUCUUGUGAAGGAUGUAAGGCCUUUUUUAAAAGAAGCAUCCAAGGACACAACGACUACAUGUGCCCUGCUACGAACCAGUGCACCAUUGACAAGAACAGGAGGAAAAGUUGCCAGGCCUGUCGUUUACGAAAGUGCUAUGAAGUGGGAAUGAUGAAGGGAGGACUACGUAAAGAUCGGCGUGGUCGCCACUCUGUGAAACUGAAGCGCAGAUCAAGCCAACAAGAUGAAAAACAUCACUGUGCAGGAUCUGACAGAAAGCUGGCCACUGCACUGGAUCCACAGCCUCUUCACAAAGAGACAAAAAACAUAGUGAUGAGUCUUUCAGCUGAGCAGAUCCUCUUCUUUCUACUAGAGGCUGAACCUCCAACACUGUGCUCGAAACAGAAUCACAGCAAACCGUACACUGAAGUGUCCAUAAUGAACCUGCUCACUAAUUUGGCUGAUAGAGAACUGGUUCACAUGAUAGCGUGGGCCAAAAAAAUCCCAGGCUUUAUGGAUUUAGUUCUCCAUGACCAGGUGCAGCUACUAGAAUGUUGCUGGCUAGAGAUCUUAAUGAUUGGCCUCAUCUGGCGUUCAGUGAACCAUCCUGGGAAACUGUUCUUUGCUCCAGAUUUGAUGCUUGACAGGUCUGAAGGGAGCUGUGUUGAAGGAAUGGCAGAGAUUUUUGACAUGCUUCUAGCCACUGUCUCACGAUUCCGGUCCCUAAAUGUCAGAAAUGAAGAAUAUGUUUGUCUGAAGGCGACCAUCUUAUUAAACUCUGGUGCAUUUCCCAUGCUGUCCAGCUCUGCAGAAAACGCAAGUGAGAGCAACAGCAUUCAGCUGAUUCUUGACAAAAUCUCGGACGCUCUCUUCUAUUUUAUCAGUCAGUCAGGCCUUUCUCUGCAGCAGCAGUCCCGAAGGCAGGCCCAACUGCUCCUUCUCCUCUCGCACAUUCGCCACAUGAGCAACAAGGGCAUGGAGCACCUGUACAACAUGAAGUGUAAGAACGUUGUUCCCUUAUAUGACCUCCUGCUGGAAAUGCUGGACGCACAUCGUCUUCACUCAACAGGAGAUACUGAAUUAAAGAAGACGUGUGAUGAGAAGGGUUUUCUGAACUUCUCUGUUACAAGUGGGAUGAAUGUGCAGAAAUAAAUCCCUUCCACUGCUCUUGUCUACUGCAGGUCACGGUGCAGCAUUCCUCAAUUGUGUGUGUUUUUUUUUUAAUUCCCACCUACAAAUCCGCACACUCCCAGCGUUCAAAAUACCAAACGAAGGAAUCACUGCCUACUGUCUUAAAAGACAAUUAUUUGACUUGCAGCUGAUAUGUGCAAAUGGAUACCAAAAUGUUGCCUUAGCACUGGGAAAUGUUAAUCUAUAAAUAAUAUAAAUCAUGUUGAUUAGCAAGACAACACUAGAGCAUGUUGGGUGUUGACAUUUGAUCACAUGUAUCUGCCAAAAAAAAAAAAGAAAAUCAUCCGCUGCUUGAAAAAUGCACCAAAAUGCUCAGUGCCUGAAGUGGAAACAAAUAUGUGCUGGUGCUCUCUGUCCACGUCGGCUUCUUGACUCUUCUUUGUGCUGCCAAUUGUACUCGAUUUCUUAUUUGAGUCAAAGUGGGGGAGACCCCCUUGGAGUUUUGAUCACGAUGAGAUAUGUCCAAUAAAUCGGAGAGCUUGGGGGGGAUCCCUAGGAAUUUUGCUCAUUACAUUAGAUCAAAGAAUGCUUUAGGGGGCCCUUGAAGGUCAGACCAGGAAGUUACAGUUACUGUAACUGGAAGAGUGCUGGUGUGUACUGGCCUACUCCAAGGCCUGCGAAUGCUAACAUCUUAAGGAAAAUUCUGACUUGAAGUUAAUUAAAAAUGUAAAAGUAGUAAAAUGUACGGUAUGUCCAUAACACACAUAACUACCGAGUACCAUUUGGGAUGCUUUAGUUUGCUCGAUGGUUUCUUUUUUUUUUAAAUCACUUUGACAAGUAGUCUAGGUGCUUUCGUCAAACCUUCAGACCAGAAAACUGCGACGUUCCUGAGGAUACACACGUUACACACACAGGCACCAAGAAAUGCAGUUUAGCGCUCCAGAACUACCAGCUUGACUAGAGUUUAAUGAGAUCAAUUGACUUCUGGACUAAGUUUACGAAAUAAAGCAAACUUAACCAAAGACGUGCUUGCCUCUGAUUGCCCCGGAAGGGCAAAAUAACAAAACAAAAACUAUUAAGGAGUGAAUCUUCUGCACUGAGCCACAGAAUAACAUCAGCACACCACUCUUGAAGUGGCUGACGAUAACUUUAGUUCGCUCCAGGAACGUUCCUUCAGCUUAGCAGACUAAAGGAUUUAUUUCCCGUGCUUUGGUUGGGUCAGUGAGGCAGAGUUUGCAAAUUUAAAUGAAGAUGUAGCAAGUCCAAGGCAGGUCCAGUAUUGAAUGUGAUAUGUCGAACAUGAAAGACGUCGCAGAGAUUGUGCAGGAGUUAACAAGUGAAUCUCUUUGUUUUGAGAGGUACCAGUUCUGAAUGAAUGAAAAUGAGAUCAAAUGUUCCACGCCUAAGACAAAUAUUUAUAUCGUUUGACUGGCUAAGUCGCUAAUUUGUUCUUGCAGUGAGGUUGGUUAUGAUCAAGUCAAAGAUUUGUGCUAACGUGGAGACAGACAUGUGGUCAAAACAGCACAAGGCCAUUACAGUACGUAUGCAAACGUAAUGCACAAUUUCAACGCAAUGACACAUUUUCAGACUUUUGAGACCAUUAAUUGAAAUAAUGAAUUAUGCUCCACAAAAAUGCUACCGUUAAAAUGGCUGCCCCAAUGUGUUUACGUUUUCCAGACCUCAGCUACUGUGCCCCAAAUGUAGAAAGAUGAAACCACGGGCUGAGAUAUGGCGGUGAAAAACUCCAUCCUUAACACUGCAAAGUUGGACUUGUGUAGCAAGCAUAUAGGCAUUUUUUUUUUUUUAUUAAGUCAUAAUGUCUGAUUUAGUAAUGUAAGAUAUAUUUUUUUAAAUUAGAUCUUUUACGUUAUGUAGAUAACCAUGAUAGAAGUUUUUUGCAUUCUACGUUUUAUUAGGAAAAUUCAUAAGUUCAUUUUCUCAACUCACUUGAACAAAGUUAGACAAACUACUGCAUAUCUUGAUAUAUUAACUACAGAGACGUUCUGUUUCUUUCAGAAAAAUUAUUUUAUUAUUAUUGUUAUUAUUAAAAAGAAUAUCUGAAAAGUGUCACUUUGCUAAGAUAAGCAGAAUACCUCACUGAUGCCACCUGGUGGUUUUGGCAGGUCUCGACACUAAAGCCUCAUUUAAGGUGAAUAUUUUCAAUGAUUGUGAAGUCAGACCCAGUAGACGAGUCUAACUGACAACUUCAACUCUACUCUGUGGACCUGAUCAUUCCUUCUAAAGGAUACUCACCGGUCCUGCCAUACUGUGAAGGCUGCUUGGACCUUUCAAAUCCCGUAUUCCUGAGUACAACAAGCAAAUGAGACGAAGAAACUGACAAAGCAUUGUUUUAUUUCUAAUAAUGUUGCUUUUAUAUUAAGACCACGGAGCAGACAGCGACUGAUUAUCCUAAUGGGGUCGUAUGGAUGCCGCAGUCUCUGUCUGAGUUCAUCAGCUUGUGUUGUCACCCAGAAAUCCUGCCUGCAAUGAAAACGCUUUCAAACACUUACUUUAGUUGUCUGGAUUUAUGUUCUUUCGUGCAAUGCUUUUUGCAACUGUCCAAAGAGACUUCUGCAAAGAAGUAUAAGAAAAAGGCAAACGCAAGAAGGUGAAAUGGGUAUUCACUGCAAUGUAAAGGAAAAUAGUAAAAUCUCACACAAAAACAACAAAAGGAAAUGUCCUAAACAUCUAAUAUAUCUGUACUUAUGAAAAUAUUUUUCACCUAUGUUUAACAUAAUCAAAGUUCAAAUGAUACCUCCUUUACAGUUUUACACAUUGUGAAGAAAUGCCCUCUGAAAGGGGCCAGAGUAGUUCUUCAGAUCAAUGCCAUUAGGAGGCCACUUUUGGUUCCCCAAAGACUCAGAAGGUUCCAGAAAGAACUUUGAUUUAUUUAGAUCCAUAACAGGCUCCAUAAAGUAAAUAACCAUGACUAGAUUUGUGCCAUAUCAAUGGCUCCUGAUUUUAAAAGGUCUCUUGCUGCAUUCGUGCCACAACACAGACUAAGUGCAGGUUUUCUUAAUCUGUUAGUGCCCUGAGAGGUAGUCUGCCCAACAUUAAAGACUUCACAUGAUUUUUUUUUUCCCUACACUUUAGCACAGAGAACCAACUUUGGAUGCAAAGGUCCCUCCCUGAAUGAAAUGGUGCUCCCUCAGGCAAUAGUUCUAUGAGGAACCAUACAAACCAGUAAAGAACCAUAAAACUGUCAUUAAAGAGCCAUUGUUUUUAAGAGUGUACCUGAGACUCCAGCAUUUCCUGUUUCUAGUUUUCAUGGAAAAGCCACAUAGGAGAAGUAGAACCAGAAUUUGAACGUUCUUCACCUCACCGUCAUCCAUUAGACACUGAACACCGGUACAUUUCUGUAACAGAAAUUAAGAUAGAUAAGCCCAAUCCUCGUCAUAUAUACACACACAGAGUCAGAAUUUGGAUUCUAUGCAUACCCUGGGCCCGACUGCCUGCUCCUCUGGGAAUAGGGGCUACCGCUUUGUUCUGCAGUCUACGUGAUACACCUCUGCCAUUUGCUUUGCUUGCAGGUAAAAACAAACCUUAUUUGGAGGUCUUAUCUGAGCUCUUCAAGACCCAUAGGUACAUGAAAAAUGGUAAUAGACAAAGAUCUGAAAGGGAUACUAAAGAUGAUGAAAUGUAUAUUUUUUACAAUGCACCUUAUAUGAUCGUUUUCUCUUAAGAACAUGUAAAUAGACAAAUGAAUGUAUUUUGACAGUUUUCUGAAAAAAAAAAACAAAAAUCCCCAGUAAACAACAACGAGCUAUC